Messenger RNA from Aspergillus saccharolyticus JOP 1030-1, 1901 nucleotides. Its product is annotated as F-box domain protein. The record is from RefSeq and is a predicted model, not a curated record. The coding region runs from base 488 to 1744 and encodes 418 amino acids. NCBI's taxonomy places the organism in Eukaryota, Fungi, Ascomycota, Eurotiomycetes, Eurotiales, Aspergillaceae. The transcript has 3 exons. Gene Ontology annotation, molecular function: protein binding.
AAUUAGCCGCCGCUUAGGUGGAUAUUAAUGCGAUCGCAGUGCUUCACUGGCCGAAUUUCAGUCGCCAUGAGAGGAUCCUACUUGUCUAAGCAGCGAAUCCAGCCCCCAAUCAGCAUUGGUUUCAAAGCACCGCAUCUCCAUCCAUCCAUGUUUCCGUCUCCUUCCCCUUUCCUAAUCGAAUAUCUAGGCCGUAAUCUUGCCUAUACUCAUUUUUUACAACCGAAGAAUUUUUCUAUAUCCAACCUGCGCACAUACUCUAACCACUCCGCUUCUAUUUGUGGCCUGCUUUUAAAUUAGCAACGACCCUCUUGCUCAGCCCUGCUUAGUCAUCGCCCCUCUACCCCCUCCCCCCCCCCAAAAAGGCACCAGCGGAGAAUCCCUUUUCAACGAUCGACGAAAGGGGAAUUCAGGGACUUUCAUGGUGUCAAGCUGUCUCUUUAAGUGCUGAAGUCGGAGCUGGCCUCCUCAUGUCUAAUGUUGCUUGACGAUGAGUACAUUCCACAAUUUUAUGCUGCAAGCCAAAAAAGCACGCGCUGCCAUCAACAGAGGCAAGAGAUCCGACGCCAAGAAGAGCAAUUCCUCCAAACACGGUGCAGUGCCAUCUUCCGUGUCGCUAGUGGACAUAGUACCUACCUCGGCCCCCUGGGAUCUACUCCCCGUCGAAAUCCAGAUUAAGAUAUUCGCCCACUGUGGCGUCACCGAUUUACUGCCGCUGAAGCUCGUCUGCAAGUCAUUCUACCAGCUGCUCACCUCCCAGGAACAAUGGAUCACACGCCAGUACCUGCGCCAACGGCGCGGCGGAACGCUCCCAUCCCCUAUCGACGGCGAAAAAACAUACACUAGAAAUCCGGAGGAUGAUGUGGUGCUCCUGUCGGACCUGUUCCCCCCAGCGAAAAGUGCCAGGGGUGGCCAUAUCUACACCUUCAAAUACAUCUUCAGUCUUCGCCGUCGGCAGAAGCUUUGUUCGAAGCUCAGCUGCUACCUUGCGGACCGCGUCAUGGAUCGGUUCGUGCAUAGCGAGCCAGGCUUCAUGAAGUCGGUCUUCUCUCAUAAAGCUGAACGACAUGCUUUUGUGCAGCAGACGACCGCGCGCCUAUGGUUCUACCUCACUCCACUGAUGUAUUAUGCGCUUUACUUCCUGGAAACAUAUGCUCUCGCCAGACGUGAGCAGACCAACAUUCUCUUACGAGAGUUUGAGGCCGGACGUCUUCCGGUCCCCAUACCCCCCAAAAUUCGUAAAGUCAUGUACCGGGAGCUGCAAGUAAAGAUAAUCAAAGCGCCCCCUUUCACCGACACAGCCACUCUCAUAGCCACGCACCACUGCAUGCAACUCCUAGUCUCCUAUCUGCGGUAUACCGUACCACCCGAUGAGCCUACGGUGUCAAAUGAUAGUUGGAUUGGGUCACUGCUCACUGUAUCCCCGUUCCUACGGAUUGUGGAAUAUUUCUCCGCGGAAAUCGGCGAUGGUGGGAGCCAGCGAAUGCAGCGCAAGGAGUUUAUGCACAACUUCCACAACGAUAUCACUUUGAAUGAGAGGGACGACAUUCAGUCGCUGGUGUUCCAGGUCUCGCCAAACGUCCAUCUUCAUGGCUCUGUGGAAGAUGUCUGGUUCAAUGUGGUGGAGGAAGAGUUGGCUUCGAGGCAUGCGGUGCCGCAUGAUGCCGAUCGCGUCAUGGUCUGGAACGGGCUGCCUGUCUUACUAUCCUGUCGCGAAUGCCGCGUGAGAGACGGCUGGCAUGCGUAAAUCAUUCCAUUUUGGAUUUAGCAAGCGCUGCGUUAUCCUGCAUUGUUUUGAGGCAAGGCGUUCCAGCGGGGUUCUUGGAGUGUAACUAUAUGAUGGCGGGAGACGUAGCGGGUGUCAAUUUAUCUUUUGCUUUUUUUUUUUUUAUUUUUCUCCCAAG